GUAGGUGGAAUUGAAAUCUCUCUUGUAUUACCCUCUGCUGACAGUCCUUUUCAUUGUCUUUUAGCGUUAAUCCGAAAAAUUUUUAUUAAAUAAAACUUAAAAUCUUUUACCAUCCAGGGAGUAAUGAAACCCUUUCAUGCACAGCUUUUAAUUUCAGUGACACCUUUGUUCCUAUGUGCUUAUGGCCAUCAAAGUAAAGAGCUAAUGCAGAGCAACAAAAGAUAGUAAAACAGUAUAGUCAAUUUGAUGUUCACUGUGUUAUAUUAUAUACUGUGUUGUGUUUCAGGAGGUGCAGGCGUGCACAGUGGACAUGGGCAUCACUGCUGACAGCUCUAAUCACCCUGACAACAAAAGCAAGAACCGAUACAUCAACAUACUGGCCUAUGACCACAGCAGAGUGAAGCUCUCCAACAGUUUGGAUAGAGAUGGGAAAUGUGCCGACUACAUCAAUGCUAACUUUGUUGAUGGCUAUGAGCGAACAAGGGCUUACAUUGCAGCUCAAGGGCCCCUCAGAGCUGGCAGGGAAGACUUCUGGAGGAUGGUUUGGCAGCAGAAUGUUGGAGUCAUUGUCAUGAUCACCAAUCUCAAUGAGAAGGGACAG
Messenger RNA from Monopterus albus (swamp eel), 601 nucleotides. Its product is annotated as receptor-type tyrosine-protein phosphatase gamma-like. Lineage: Eukaryota; Metazoa; Chordata; Actinopteri; Synbranchiformes; Synbranchidae. The transcript has 3 exons. Gene Ontology annotation, molecular function: protein tyrosine phosphatase activity. The annotation marks the transcript as partial. The record is from RefSeq and is a predicted model, not a curated record. Gene Ontology annotation, biological process: peptidyl-tyrosine dephosphorylation.